CACAAUAAUCUCCAGAUACUGUAGCUGCACUCGCACAUUCAGUAGCAACUUUCUUUUACUCCGCCCUUUGAUCUUAUAUUUAUUUCUCCAAUCUGGGCAGGAAAAGGAGGCUCAGAAACGGCUUGUGUUUGCCGCCCCGACCGCCCCCCCUUGAUGCUCGAAGCUUGAGCUUCACCCAUCCCGCCUUUUGACCAUGGCGGCCUCCCCAAAUAUGCUCACCAAGUUCGAAUCGAAGUCGUCUAGGGCGAAGGGCAUUGCAUUCCAUCCCAAACGGCCAUGGAUUCUUGUUUCUCUGCACUCUUCGACAAUUCAGCUAUGGGAUUAUCGUAUGGGCACAUUAAUAGACCGCUUCGAAGAGCAUGAUGGGCCAGUUCGUGGCAUCGACUUCCACCCGACCCAACCCCUCUUCGUCUCAGGUGGGGACGACUAUAAAAUCAAAGUCUGGUCGUUACAAACAAGGCGCUGCCUAUUCACCCUCAAUGGACACUUGGAUUAUGUCCGCACAGUCUUCUUCCAUCAUGAGCUGCCCUGGAUUAUCUCGGCAUCUGAUGAUCAGACAAUUCGUAUCUGGAAUUGGCAGAACAGGUCGUUAAUAUGCACAAUGACUGGCCACAACCAUUACGCAAUGUGCGCUCAGUUCCAUCCCAAGGACGACCUUGUAGUUUCUGCCUCUCUCGAUCAGUCGGUUCGAGUGUGGGACAUCUCGGGUCUCCGCAAGAAGCACUCUGCCCCAACAUCGAAUGUGUACGAAGACCAGAUGGCCCGCCAAAAUGCCAACCAGGCAGAUAUGUUCGGAAACACAGACGCUGUCGUCAAAUUUGUGCUAGAGGGACACGAUAGGGGUGUCAACUGGGUCGCGUUCCAUCCUACGCUGCCAUUGAUUGUUUCGGCUGGUGACGAUAGACUGGUCAAGCUUUGGCGCAUGAGCGAGACCAAGGCUUGGGAGGUCGACACAUGCCGCGGGCAUUUCCAGAACGCGUCUGGCUGCCUCUUCCACCCGCACCAGGACCUCAUCCUUUCUGUUGGCGAAGAUAAAACGAUUAGAGUAUGGGAUCUGAACAAGAGGACGUCAGUCCAGUCGUUCAGGCGCGAAAAUGAUAGAUUUUGGGUUAUUGCGGCGCAUCCGGAGAUAAACUUGUUUGCGGCUGGCCACGAUAAUGGAGUUAUGGUUUUCAAGCUGGAGCGCGAGCGCCCUGCCUCUGCAGUCUAUCAAAACAACCUUUUCUUCAUCACCAAGGACAAGCAGAUCCGUUCUUACGACCUUACGAAAAAUAUCGAGAGCCCCAACUUGGAGACAAUCAAGAAGCUUGGCAGCCCGUGGAUUCCUCCUCGUACAUUAUCUUACAACCCGGCUGAGCGAUCUGUCCUUGUGGCAUCGCCUGCUGAGGGGGGGACCUAUGAGCUGAUUGUUCUUCCAAGGGAUGGUGGCAUCCCUGAUGAGAAGCUCAAGAAGCGUGGUCCUGGUAACUCUGCCGUCUUUGUGGCUCGCAACCGUUUCGCCGUGUUCAACCAGGCAGCACAGCAGAUCGAUAUCAAGGAUCUUUCCAACUCCACAACUAAGACGAUCAAGCCCCCCGCAGGUACUUCGGAUAUCGUUUUCGGCGGAACUGGCAACCUAUUACUGAUUACGCCAACGGCUGUGCACUUAUACGACAUUCAGCAGAAGAAGAAUGUGGCAGAGCUCGCAAUUAGCGGCGUCAAGUACGUUGUCUGGUCCAACGAUGGAGCGUAUGCUGCUCUGUUGAGCAAGCACAACGUUACUAUUGUUACAAAGACAUUGGAACAAGUCAGCACACUCCACGAGACAAUCAGGAUUAAGAGCGCCACUUGGGACGAUGCCGGCGUGCUGCUAUAUUCUACACUCAACCACAUCAAGUAUACCCUGCUGAAUGGCGACAACGGCAUUGUGAGGACUUUGGAUCAAACAGUGUACCUUGUUCGCGUCAAGGCACGCACUGUAUACUGCUUGGAUAGAAACGGGAGGCCCAAGGUUCUCAACAUCGAUCCCACCGAAUACAGAUUCAAGCUGGCCCUUGUUAAGCGCAACUACGAGGAGAUGUUGCAAAUUAUUAAGAACUCCAGUCUUGUUGGUCAAAGCAUCAUCUCGUAUCUGCAAAAGAAGGGUUACCCGGAAAUUGCGCUUCAGUUCGUUCAAGAUCCUCAGACACGUUUCGAGCUGGCUAUCGAAUGUGGCAAUCUCGACGUUGCUGUUGAGAUGGCAAAGCAGCUUGAUAAGCCUAAGCUCUGGACGCGACUAGGCACCGAAGCUCUUGCCCAUGGAAACCAUCAAAUUGUCGAGAUGACAUACCAGAAACUUCGCCAGUUUGAUAAGCUUUCCUUCCUUUACCUUGCUACAGGUGACGACGCGAAGCUUGCACGUAUGGCAAAGAUUGCUGAGCACCGUGGCGACUUCACCGCCCGCUUCCAGAACGCUUUGUACCUCGGCGAUGUCAACGACAGGAUCCAGAUCUUCAAGGAGAUUGACCUAUACCCGCUAGCAUACAUGACCGCUAAGGCUCAUGACCUGACCGAAGAAUGUGAGAGCAUCCUCGAGGCAACUGGAUUGACCGAAGACCAAAUCACGCUCCCCGCAAUUGGCGUCCCGCUCUCUACCCCCAGAGCGGUGGUGUCUACUUACAAGGCCAACUGGCCAACCAAGGCCACGUCGCAAUCAUUCUUUGAGAAGGCACUUCUCGGCCAAGUUGAGGGUCUCUCAUUAGAGGAUGAGCCUGCUGCUGCAACUAACGGCUUCGGAUUUGAAGAUGAAGAUGAAGGUGUCGCGAAACAGAACGGCAACCUGAUCGACGCUGAUGAAGAAGAUGAUGCUGCUGGCUGGGAUAUGGGCGAUGAUAUCGUUCCAGAGGCCGAGAGCGAUUUCGUCAACAUCGAAAGCGCAGACAUCGGCGUCGGGAGCAGCGAGGCCGAAUUAUGGGCCCGCAACUCUCCGCUUGCUGCGGACCACGUCGCUGGCGGUUCAUUCGAAAGUGCUAUGCAGCUCCUCAACAGACAAGUUGGCGCGGUGAACUUCGCACCUCUAAAGCCCCGCUUCAUGUCGAUCUUUGAGGCUUCGAGAACAUACGUCCCCGCAUUCCCAGGCCAGCCACCGCUUGUCAACUACGUCAGGAGAACUUUGGAUGAGACAAAUCCCCAGAGCGUUCUGCCAUUCAUUCCAGAUGACCUGGAGUCUAUCGCGGCCAACUUCCUGCAAAAGGGAUACGAUUCUGUCCGCACCAACAAGCUCGAGGAUGGGGCUGUUAUCUUCAAGCAGAUGCUUCACGCGCUGCUUGUCAACGUGGUGCCUACUCCAUCUGAGGUUAACGAGGCCAAGAAGCUCAUCACUUCGGCGUCCGAGUACAGCGUUGCGAUUGCUAUCGAGCUGAGCCGCCGCAACCUCGGCACCAACGACGAGGUUGCCAAGUCGCCAGAGAAGUUAAAGAAGAGCCUCGAGCUUUCCGCAUACUUCACCAUCCCCAAGCUCGAAGUUCCACACAGACAGCUUGCGCUGAUGAGCGCGAUGAAGCUGGCAUACACCAACAAGAACUUGAGUUCCGCAUUAAGCUUUGCCAACCGUAUACUAGCCAACGGCGGUGGAGCAAAGGUCUUGGAACAGGCCAAGAAGAUCAAAGCCUCAUGCGAGCGCAGCCCCAACGACGCGCAUGAAAUCGAGUUCGACCAGUUCGCCGAGUUCGAUAUCUGCGCCGCCUCCCACACACCCAUCUACAGCGGCAGCGCCUUCGAGACCUGCGCCUUCGACGGCAGCAAGUACCAGUCCAAGUACAAGGGCACGGUGUGCGCGGUGUGCGAGGUGUGCGAGGUGGGGAAGAAUGGGAGCGGGCUGAAGCUUAUCGCGUAAAUGUGUUGUUUUGUGAUGACUUCCGGCGCGCGCGUAAAUAGGCAAAAGCUCCGAAGGGGAGGGGGAGAGGGGAUGAGAGAGGACUCGGAGUUCGGGUAAAAGUAGAUAGCUGAAACUUUUGUGGAGGUACUACUAGCAUUAGUUGUUGUCUUUUGAGAUUUUAAUGUUUGAUGAAAUAUCUAGAGCUCGUUCUGUUUUCUCUGGGGGGGUGAUUUGAAGCGGUGCUGCUGCGAGAUAUGGCUCUUGGGCAUUUAUGAGCCAGCUUCUACAACGAUCACGAUUACAGAUAUAGUCAUCUCUAACCUAACUAUAGUCGUCGUCAACAAAAUCAUCCCAGAUAUGAAGUCCCCUCAAACGGACCCUCCCGCACUGUACCUGUCCGCCUGUCCUGACGGGAGGGAGCGUACCUGUCGCCAAACCCAAGGGGACCCAGCCAGGUCCCACCCAAAUCCCGUUAGCACCCC
Pseudogymnoascus verrucosus is the source of this 4317-nucleotide messenger RNA. RefSeq lists its product as uncharacterized. Lineage: Eukaryota; Fungi; Ascomycota; Leotiomycetes; Thelebolales; Thelebolaceae. The record is from RefSeq and is a predicted model, not a curated record. The transcript is spliced from 6 exons. The coding region runs from base 194 to 3853 and encodes 1219 amino acids. Gene Ontology annotation, biological process: retrograde vesicle-mediated transport, Golgi to endoplasmic reticulum; endoplasmic reticulum to Golgi vesicle-mediated transport; intra-Golgi vesicle-mediated transport. Gene Ontology annotation, molecular function: structural molecule activity; protein binding. Gene Ontology annotation, cellular component: COPI vesicle coat.